CCUAUCGCUUCUUUGCACUUCUUGUUCUUGCAGCUUACGUUGCACGGAGGAUGGUGUUCCGGGAUAGAUCUGGAGCAUUUAAUUAUGCUUCCACGAGGCUGCUCUGCCUGGUCGUCAUUUUUUAACAGCAGCUGGAUCGUCCGGAAAGUUUGUAGCUUUCCGCGAACUAGAUCAUCUUCAUGGAACCACAACCAGCGAUAAUGCCGUACUUGAAUUCUGAAAGUCGUGCCACUCUCCUCCUUCCCCUUUUACAAUCACUACCUUGUAUCUCUAUUAUAAUAAUGAUUAUUUAACUUGACGAUGUUGACUCGGUGCCUUUUGUCCCGUGAACGGCGCGUGUUGGCCUCUACUGCGACGCGAAAACGAGUCAAAUCAAAAUAUACCUUUCCAUGAAACUUGUUUUCAUUUUUAUUGUUUUUUUCAUCUGUGAAUGCCCUUGCUAUGGAAGUAUGAGCGUACGAUAGCAUAAACAUGAGAAUGACAGCAACUACUCCUGCUGCUCCAGUAGCGGCAAGAAAAACCAGCGGCGCCCCCACUCCAUCUCGUCCACCUCCAGUGUCUACAACAAGGAAAACGACAGGAGUUCCUCCGACCCUGUUCACCCUCGGGCACAGUACCCGCAGCGUAUCCGAGCUGGUCGAAUUGUUGAAGGCGAACGACAUUGGGUAUCUGAUUGAUAUCCGUGCCAGCCCGUUCUCUCGGAAAAAUCCCCACUUCGACAAAACCUCCGAACUCUUGCAACAAGAGCUAAACCGAAACCAAAUCCAGUACGAGCACUGCCCGGAGCUCGGCGGCGCGCCUGCCGGGAGCGAACCAGGGCGGGGGAUCUUUUGGAACCUCAGGCAGGAACGCGGACAGCGAAAGCUGCAAGAAAUUGUGGAUAGAGUGAUCAAGAAUAAUUGUGUUGAAGAUUAUGAUACAAAGGAAGGAGUCCGAGUCGCGCCGCCCGCUGGUAGUACAAGUACUAGUUCCACGACGGCUGCAGGCACAACUAUAGCUCAUCCGACUUCUUCCGGGAGCAAGAACACGGCCAUCAUGUGUGCCUGUUUUGUUUGGAACGAGUGCCACCGGCAGGUGAUUUCGCAAAGACUCGCGGAGCGAAACGUAACCGUGAAGCACCUGACGGAAGUGGGAAAGCAACCCAUUCCCCACCCGACAAGGAUGUUAUUCGAGCGGGCGUUGGUCGAGUCGCAGGGGGGGCUGGACCCGGAUGACUAUCGGGAGCAAAUGAUUUGCUUCCCGGUGGUGGAUUUUAAUAGCAGUUUUGGUUCCCAGAUAAAUGGAAUGUUGAGCGGGAACUUUCUACUCCCUCAGGAAGUAGACGAAGAACCUGUUGGAACGAAAAAGAAAACAAGAUGGAAGAAAACAUGACAGAAACUAGGAAAAAUGAUCAAAGACGAUGAUUCAAGAAAACAAAAGCGAAAUAU
This is a messenger RNA of Amoebophrya sp. A120, 1427 nucleotides long. Lineage: Eukaryota; Dinophyceae; Syndiniales; Amoebophryaceae. The record is from the annotation of a GenBank genome assembly.